Molecule: messenger RNA, 4729 nt
Organism: Cynoglossus semilaevis (tongue sole)
Lineage: Eukaryota; Metazoa; Chordata; Actinopteri; Pleuronectiformes; Cynoglossidae
Gene: npy2rl
Product: neuropeptide Y receptor Y2, like
Exons: 5
Coding region: 1616-2827 (403 amino acids)
Biological process (GO): G protein-coupled receptor signaling pathway
Cellular component (GO): membrane
Molecular function (GO): neuropeptide Y receptor activity
Source: RefSeq, a predicted model, not a curated record
GGGGGUGUGGGGGGGGCAGAGGGGUGCCCUGAGGAACAUCACAUUUUAAAUACCAUUGUUCAUCAAUAAUUCAGCAAAACGUCUUUGCCAUUAUCUAAAGAGGAUCAACUCAACUUUAGCUAAAGGUUGAUAAUGGUUUGUCUAAGGUGAUUCUUUUAAACGUCUUUUUUACGGACGGCAAACUCAUUUGUGUUUGAAUGAUUGAUGUUUGUCAUGUUUACCUUAAAUCUGAUCAAACGGGAAAAGACAGAUUUAUAUUUUGGUCAUUAUCACCAAUGUCAACAUCGACCACUUCCCUGUCAACAGUGGCAUUUGUUUGUUUUUAGCAUCAAAGAGAAGUGAAGAACACACACACACACACACACACACACUGCUCCAAACCUCAUUAAUUCUUCACCCAUAAUGCCUGGCAGCAGUAGAAUCCUGACUCUGUGUGUGGUGUAAAGUCAAUUAUUAUGUUUAUUUAUUGCUCUGCUCCUGCAGUCACAUCUAAACUCAAUUUAUAAAAUGUAGGUUUUAAUUAAGUCCCCUUCUGUGUGUGUAUGAGAGUGUGAAAAUGACAAAAAAAGAAAAAAAAAACAGGCACAACUUCAAAAGGUAAUAAUGAGCCAAAAACUACAUUAAAGUCAGACAGAAAUAAACUUCAAAAUAAGAAACAAAACUGCUUAGAAAUCAACUAAAAUAAUAAUCCCAGAUACUGCAGAUCAGAGAAAUCACUGGAAAAACAAAAAGUCACUAUAAUAAAAACAUAAACUGCUUAACGUUUGCAUAAAAACACUUCAUGUGUUCAGGUUUGUCAGACAUACUGCACACAUUGGACAGAAAUAUGAAUAUUUAAUAUAUUAACCAUAUUAAAAAUGACCCAAAAAGUCUAGAGGUAAGACUAGAAGUGGGGCUAAACGCCAAGCUAACAGUCAGUUAAAAAAAAAAAAAAAUCCCACUAAACCUUGUGUGUAUCUUUAUAAACAUAUAUAAAUAUUUUUCGUUAUUCUCUCAUUUCCAGGAUUCAUUUCUUUCUCAUCUUUUCUUGCCUUGAUUCCUGGCAGUGACACCAGUUUGUCUGCUGAACUAAUUUCUCUGAUGGAUGAAAGAUGCAGAGAUAACGAAGAGCACACGUCAGGGCUCAGUGGUUGAUUUUUACCCUGGAUUUUCUCCAUGUCUGUAGAGACGGGUCGGGAUUUUUUAUGUGAUCCAUAAACACACUGUUUUCUGGAGAAUGAAUUAUAUUUUUUCACACAUAAAAUUAAAACAAACGCACAAUUUGAUUUAACUUCUGCUCUGAAGUCAGCCAUUUCUAAAGAUAAAAUAAAAUGUAUGUGUGGAUCUUAAAAAUGUCAGCUUUAAAUCUCAGUAAAAGUUGUUUUAUUUUUAGCCAUAAAAACUGAUUUCAGCUCAAAGGUAUGUGGUGGCUGCUGUUGUACGUUCUCUGUUGAAUUAUUUAAAGAAAAUGAUUUUUAUUUCAUGCAUUUUCCUCAGAUAAGAAACGCUCUGUCACUCUGCCUCUAGUGGUCACUCAUAGGUACUGUAGUUGUGUCUGACUGCUCCUGUCUGUUUCAGGCUGUGAGACCAUGUGAGGACCAAACACCUGUAGUGUCUCCGCACGUUGGAUUUGAACAUGGAGGCCAAUGAGACGCAGGACCAGACCCACCUCACACUGCCCCCUGCUGGUUUCCAAGAAUAUGACCUGAACAGCAGUGGUGGAGGCGCUGCUGUGCCUGCAGUGCUCCCCACUCUGAUGCUUGACGGAGUGAAUUUUCUAGAAGAUCCCAUCAGACUGCUGAGUGUACAGGUGAUACUGAUCCUGGCCUACAGCACCAUCAUAAUGCUGGGGGUUCUGGGUAAUUCUCUGGUCAUCUACGUCAUUUACCGUUUCAGGACGCUGCGCACUGUCACCAACUUCUUCAUAGCUAACCUGGCUGUGGCUGACCUACUGGUCAACACUCUGUGUCUGCCCUUCACACUGGUCUACACCCUGCAGGGAGAGUGGAAAUUCGGCAGCGCUCUCUGCUUCCUGCUCCCCUACGCCCAGGGACUGGCCGUGCAUGUGUCUACUGUCACACUCAACGUCAUCGCUCUGGACCGCCACAGGUGUAUUGUGUAUCAUCUGGAGACCAGGAUGAGGAAGGACGUGUGUUUUGGUGUCAUCGCUCUGACCUGGCUGCUCAGCGCCGUCCUGGCCAGUCCUUUGGCCAUUUUCAGAGAGUACGGCUCCUUGAAUCUGGAGCCUGGACACAGCAUACAAGUGUGUGCAGAGAAGUGGCCUGGGAAAACCACUGAUGGCGCCAUCUACAGCAUCUCCAUGUUGGUCCUGCAGUAUUUCCUUCCAUUGUCUAUCAUCUCUUUUGCUUACGCUCGUAUCUGGUCAAAGCUGCGUGGCCACGUCAGCCCAGCAGAGGGCACUGGGGCCGGUGCCGGCGGCAGCAGUACUGCCGGAUCCGAGCGUCACCGGCGUCGCCGCAAGACCACGAAGAUGCUGGUGACGAUGGUGGUGGUGUUCGCUGUCAGCUGGCUGCCGUUCCACGCCUUCCAGUUAGCCACGGACAUCGACAGCUCCGUCCUGGACAUGCGCGACUUCCACCUGCUCUACACCGUCUUCCACGUCAUCGCCAUGUGCUCCACGUUCGCCAAUCCCCUGCUGUACGGCUGGAUGAACCGCAACUACCGCGCCGCCUUCCUCGCCGUGUUCAAGGAAAGAGGUGGCAGAAGUGGUCGACUGGACUCCAUCCACCCAGUCCAAGGAGGAGGGGCAGGAGCAGGACGCUCCAAGAAGAUUGUUCUGGAAAGACAGGACGUGGUGUCCACGCACCUGAACGCCACUGACGUCUGAGAGGCAGGACAGUGGAGGACGGUUAGGUCUGAUGAGGGACAAAUACAGAACCAGAACACCAGGGUCACGGAAACUAUGAAGGCUGCCAACGCCGAGAUACAAGGGAGCAGAUUGGACUAAGGCCAAGGGAGUGACAUCAUCAUCGACAGAUCUUUCCAACUCUGUUCUGUGGGCCACAUUUGUCAACGAUGCAGCGGUCCACACGUUCACCUGGGAGUCUGAAGAGUUUAUAAAAUAACCUGGGUUGCUUGGUCAAAUACCUAUGUCACCUGAGGGGGCUUAGAGCACAGUUGUGGACAGGAGGACACUGGAGGACACUGGAGGACACUGUGUUGGGGAAGGCACCAAUCCCCAUCUAUUAUUGGCCAAGACAUUUGAAUUUUAUGCAAAACUAAAAACAUAAAUGCACGAGGCAAAACAAUCUGGAAAAAAAAAACUGUGUCUGAUCAUCGUCUGUUUGUUCACAAACAAAGACACAUGUUGGACAAAAUGGACAGGAAGGAAGGAGACGCGUCUGAAAGAACAGGGCUCCAGACCAUGGUGUGUCAGAGAAACUCCACCAUUGUCCUUGUGGGUUUUUUAUGUGAGCCACCGUGUGGUGUGAUGCCUCAGUUUGAUCCACCUUUCCUUCCCUGCUCUUCUUUGACUCUAACAGGGUUUUUUUCUGCUUCAAGAUGUUUUUUUUAUUAGCUAACGUCUACAUAUAUGUCAAGAGUGUGAGUUCAGGACACUGGUAUUUUUAUAUCACAGCUGAAUGUAAACUGUUGUUACUGUGAUGUUGUCAUUCAGAAAAAACAUCUAUGGAAUAAAACCUUAUAGCACAAGCACAAAAAAACAUCAAACGUCUCAUGUCUGGUGUGUGUGUGUGUGUUUGUUCCUUUCCUUAUCACAACUUCGGCCCUCUUUUGGCUAACUGUUAGCACCUCUGACGGUUGUGCUAAAUACUGUCAGACCUGCUAUAGUCGCAGCUGUGUGGAACCUUCUUUUACGUUGUUUUGGCUGAACCUUCAUGUUAAACGUUAGCUAACUGGUGGCUGUAUUAGUGUAGCCUUUCCCUGUAUUUGUUCAACUACGUCGUACUUCUUAGCUAACACCGACCCUGUCUGUACUUCUGGUGAAAGAAGAAACACUGAGAUGUUCCUCUUCACUCUGGUGUCUCCAUAUGCUAAUGCAGUGGUUCUCAAUUAUGUUCUGUCAUGCCCCCCCUUGUGGACAGAAACGUUUUCACCUCCCCCUUGAGACCCACACCCCACAAAUUGAAAUACUGUUAAGAGCCUGAAAACAUGUAUAUUUGUAUCUGUACAAACCACUGUAUGAGUUGCUGCCACCUUGUGGCUGGAGGCUUGUUAUCAUUCAAGCAUUACAGCAGUGGUACCUCACUGUGCCUCCUCUACGCCACCCCUGCCCCCAGGGGGCCCCGCCCCACUAUUUGAGAAUGACUGUGCUAAUGGAUUAGCAUCAGUCAAAACAGUUGACACUGAUUGAUUAGGUUGUGGAAUUUUUAGCUGUGAUUAAAAACACAGCUCAUGGACAUGACAUGGUCGACCUCGUCCUGAAUUACAAUGACAGUGACUCUGGAACAAACAAGGUCGCAGAGGAUCGAUCGUCACGCUGCACGUCAAUUGAUGUGUUGACCCUGAGCUGCUGUCAGUGCCGGUGGAGAGACCCAGACUGACCCGGGAACCACAGCUUCAGACCACGGGUUGCUCAAUUUUGAGUCAUUGUAGUCAAAGAGUAAUUUUUAGCAAAAAAAUGAAAAAUAUUAACAAAUGCACACCCUGCAGGACUGAAAAGGAAUAAAAAAGAUCUUUUUACAUAGUCAUGGUUUUGUGGAGCCUCCACACAGACACAGACCCAGACACAGAAACAGACACAGACCCAGACCCAGACACAGACACAAAC